AUGGCGCGCAUCGUUAAAGAGAAAGUGGCUGUCGCGCCUACGGGAGUGCUACCAUUGUCGCGUUGGCCGAAAGCAUGCUGUCAACGGGGCUUCAAAUCUUCCGGUGAGACGAAGAGCACACAAGCGCUGGUGUGCUCGUGUUUACAAUGGCCGCCACCGGCAUCCCGGCUGCGAACAUCGCGGCCGCCUCGCUGCUCGCCUAGCGCGCAAUGUAAAUAUUUUGCAGAGAGUUUAUCGGCGCCUGAGCACGCAACAGACCUCCCCCCCCCCCUCCGCGCAUGCCCCCCCUCCACUCUCCGGCCCUCGGCAACAGCGCACCGCACGCGGCCUAGAAAGUUU
Molecule: messenger RNA, 339 nt
Organism: Iphiclides podalirius (scarce swallowtail)
Lineage: Eukaryota; Metazoa; Arthropoda; Insecta; Lepidoptera; Papilionidae
Source: the annotation of a GenBank genome assembly